Myotis lucifugus (little brown bat) is the source of this 2220-nucleotide messenger RNA. RefSeq names its product proline and serine rich coiled-coil 1 (gene PSRC1). Gene Ontology annotation, molecular function: microtubule binding. The record is from RefSeq and is a predicted model, not a curated record. Bases 607 to 1653 code for a protein of 348 amino acids. Gene Ontology annotation, cellular component: spindle microtubule; microtubule cytoskeleton; spindle pole. The transcript has 8 exons. Gene Ontology annotation, biological process: mitotic metaphase chromosome alignment. NCBI's taxonomy places the organism in Eukaryota, Metazoa, Chordata, Mammalia, Chiroptera, Vespertilionidae.
ACCAGGAAAGGUCACCCCUGAGGAAAUCUGGCAAAAGCGGCGCGGGCACGUGGCGGGAGCCCAAGGAAACGAAUUUUCCCAGGCGGAGCGUUCGGCCCACAGCCGCGAGGGGCGUCAGGUGACCGCGCGGGUCCCGGGAGCCGCAGCCCCCGCUCCACAAGCAAAACGAGGAGGAGGCGGAAAAGAGGGGGUGACGAGGGGCAAACCCCACACUCAUGGUCGCGCGAAGACCUCCAGGCGCACGCGGGCGCGCUCCCGGCGUCCCCGCUGCAGACCCCCGGAUGGAGUCUCUCUGGGAACCGCUCGCCAGCCCGCCCCCAACUUGCAGACUUCCGGCCAGCUGUCCGCCGCCGCCCCGCCCCCCGAGGGCUGAGGACGCCGGGAUCCGCCAAUCACUGCACGCGUGUGGUCGGAGUGGGUGGGGCCUGAGAGAUUCGAAAGGAGCCCCGCCCCCUCGGAGCUGAUUCCCGGGACUAAGUGGUGGGAGGAAAGCUCCGUCCGCGGGAGAUGCGGCGGGGCGGGAAGUGAGAACUCGCGGUAGGCUGCGGUGUGCUCCCGCGGGGCGUGGAAAGGUCCAAGCUGAGUGCUGCUCCUGCGGGCUGGAACAUGGGCGAUUUGCAGGAAGAUGUAAAGUUUAUAGUGGAUGAGACCUUGGACUUCGGAGGGCUGUCACCAUCGGACAGUCGUGAGGAGGAAGACAUACCAGUGUUGGCAACUCCAGAGAAACCCCUCCGGCGGGGCCUCUCCCACCGGGGUGACCUCAAUGCAGUGGCCCCCACCCCCCAGGGCGUGAGGUUCAGCUUAGGCCGCCUCAGCCCAGCGAAGAUGGAGGAGGUCCUCGAUGAGGCCAACAGGCUGGCGGCGCAGCUGGAGCAGUGCGCCCUGCAGGAGCGCGAGAGGGCCGGCGAGAGCCCGGGGCCGCGCAGGGUGAAGCCCAGCCCUCGCAGGGAGACCUUUGUGCUGAAGGACAGUCCUGUCCGAGACCUGCUGCCCACUGUGAGCUCUUCCGCUCGGAGCACCCCCUCUCCAAGCAGCCUGACACCCCGACUCCGGGGCAGCGAUAGGAAGGGGUCCGUCAGGGCUCUUCGGGCAGCAUCUGGAAAGAAGCCCUCCAGCGUGAAGAGGGAGUCGCCCACUUGCAAUCUGUUCCCCACAUCCAAAAGCCCAGCAUCUUCUCCUCUUGCCCGAUCAACUCCUCCAGCCCGAUCAACUCCUCCAGCCCGAUCAACUCCUCCAGCCCGAUCAACUCCUCCAACCCGAUCAACUCCUCCAACCCGGGGGAAAGCUGGGCCCAGUGGGAGAGCAACAGCAAGCCCGCCAGUCCCCGUCAGACCGGUCUUGGCCCCACAGCCUUCUACCAGCAACUGUCAGCGCCUGUCUCGGCCACAGGGAGCAGCUGCUAAACCUUCCAGUCGACUACCUGUCCCCUCAGCCAUCCCCAAGCCUGUCAGCCGAGUGCCACUCAGCAGCCGGAGUGUACCACCCAGCAGAGGUGCCCUAGCUUCAGAGUCAGUGUCAACUCGGAAAGGACUUCCAAGACCAGGUGCUGCAGGGCACAGAGUUCCUGUUUCCCAGCGACCAAAUCUUCCUGGUGCCACUCGCAGCCAUCUGCAGCCCCCCCGGAAAGCUGCAGCCCCAGGACCUACCAGGUAAAGAGAUCAGGACAGCAAGCAAGAAUUCAGUAACCAAUCACGACAGUCCCUGCCUGGACUCGCCUCCUCUCCGGCCUCCCAAGCCCUCGCGUUGGAGGCAGUUCCGGACUCCUGCAGAUUCUGGCUCAGGGGCAAGAGGAAGAGAUGCCACCACGGCUGGUGCCCCAGGGAGAUGGGGUGGAUUAGGGUGGAGCUGGAGGGGAUUCAAACUCUCCGAUUGGAAUAUUAGGGAAAAGAAGUCACCUCCCGACAGUGAAAUGAACAAACAGAUGAGAAGUGCAGGAGAGUGGGUUGUCCUCAUCCACCCCCACUCUGUGUUCAUCCCCAGGCCGAGGGUCCCUGGGCAUGAACAUGGGAAUGGCCUCUGUCGCUGACCUCCCUGCUCUCCCAGGAGCAGUCCUCCUGAAUCACAUCCCCUACUGGACUCCGGCCUGUUUGGCGAAGCAGAGGCAGGCACCUGGCCUCCGGAACUUGCUUCCUGUGAAUUCUGUGAAUCGUAACAGGCCAGUUUGUGAUAAGCUGACUCCUUUGGUCUAUACUUUUCUAAAAUAAAGUGAGUGUAUUUUUA